CUCCCGUUCACGCCUACGUCGUUGCCAACAUAUUCGAUCUCGACGGUCCCAACGUUCACAUAGCAUGCUUGCUACGCUCCUGCAUUGGCCACUGCCAUCUCUGUAGUACAGGCUUUCGCCAUGAACAACCCUCCUGGAUCGAUCCCCGCGCGUAGCACGACUCCGCACCCGCGACGGCCGCCUGCUCACCAAUCUGUAUCUCUCCGCCAUAGCCCGCCCACCGAGAAGCAUGCCGCAAAGACACGCAUCCGACCUCAGAGCACCACUCUUAGUUCCCCCAAUCCACCCGCCAGCGACAAGGCGAACCCACCUUCGAGUGUUUCGCCCAAGAUAACGAAUAAGAAUAGCUCUGGAGAAAGCAGUGAUGCGGGCAGGUGGUUUGAAAACACCAACAACAAUGCCAUCCAGGGUAACACAUCGUUUGCCGAUACAGAUGAUCCACCUUUCUUCCUCCGCAACUCCUCCUCUUCAGGAACUCCCCCAGAAGGUUACGAUGUGCGCCCCGCCCCUUACCGUCAACAAUCGACUUCGAUGCCAUACCGGCCCAACCUUGCGCACCUUGGCACAGACGGGAGCAGCACUGAAGAGUUCAGAAGUGUGAUAGAUGAUCUGACCGUUGCGAACAAGAAAUUGAAGCAGAAGCUAAAGAAAUACGAGAAAUUGUACGAUGCCCAUCUUCAGGAUGAAAAGUUGUUCGAGGUGAGGUUCCACGGAUUGCCUGAUCAUAAGAAGAAGGAAUUGGAAGAUACUCUGCGCACAUUUGCUGCCAAUCUUGACGACACCUCACAUAACGCCAACAGUUUGGCUGCACCGUACCCUACCACACUGGAUCAACAUAAGACGUCGUCUCUCAAUUCUCGUUUUGCAGAGUCUGGCUAUGCAUCAAUGCCGGCAUCGGGUCAAUAUUCUAAUGCUCCCUCGGGUCAGACAACGACACCAUCCGGUCACAACAGUGAUCGACAGAUGUCCAGAUCACAGUACAGUCGCCAACAACAGAGCAUUCGAUCUUACCUACAAGACAUUCCGCCAGGCCUCUUGCCGAAGCACAAUGCGGCAAUGUCAGACAAGACCAAGAAGAAAUUAAUCGUUCGUCGCCUGGAGCAAAUCUUUGCUGGAAAGCAUUCCGUACCUGGACAUCACCCGCAACAAGCGCAACAAGAAGAAGUAGCGCAGUCCGCGGCGACUGCUGAUCGUGAGGCCAAGGAAGCAACCGGUCAACCAUUCCGCAAGGAAGGCUUGCGGGAAGCUCGCAUAAUGCCAAUCCGCUCCGAAGACGAUCACACAUCUGCCCAUUCUUUUGGUACCCAAAAGUUGCGCCCCUCCAUGGCUGACCAAGGAUCCGGUUCCCCGGAUCAGCGGCCCACUCGACCCCUCGAUCUGGAUCCCUAUCGUGCUCAGGUGCCUGCAGAGAACAUGGAGUAUAUUCGCCACCUAGGUUUUACCCCCCCAGAUAUGGAGUCUGAAGUGUCACCAGAAGAAGGUCACGGCUGGCUGUAUCUCAACCUCCUGAUUAACAUGGCGCAGCUCCACACGAUUAAUGUUACCCCGAGCAUCGUGAAAGAAGCAGUCCAGGAGUACAGUUCCAAGUUCGAGCUGUCGCACGAUGGCCGCAAGAUAAGGUGGAAAGGUGGCAUCGAUGUCACCAAGAACAGUGACAGUUCCUCAGAACGACUGAGUAACUAUUCACCCUACGAUCUAUUGGCUGAAACAAGCUCCGGGUCACCUUCCAAGCGCAUGAAGACCGAACACAGUGGGCAUAGCAUCGAUUCAUCUUCCGUGGACCCAGAACAGGAAGCACGACGUAUGGCACGUGCAGCAAAAGAGAGAGACCAAAACAAGGUGGCUUACACUCCACUGUUUUUCCACAAGGAGGACUCGGACGAUGAGAAUGAUAUUUACAAUAUCGACAUCUCCUCAAGCAACUCACCUUAUCUUGCGCAACAACGAGGUGACUCGUCAGGUUUCGCCAGUUCAGCAAUGAGAAGCUCCUCGUCCCGGAAGAGGCGCGAAGACGGUCCAAUUAUAUUCUACAACAAGGCUAAAUUCUGCACCGAUCUGAGCGGCGACCGAAAAGGCUUCUCCGUUAUUAAUGCCGGCUCAUAUAAAAGUCUUCCCACUCAACCACUCGGAGUAGAAGCUCCCGUCUACACUCGAAGUGCCGCGCGUCGUCAUUUGGAUAAUCCUUCUGGAAUAGGGGAGUUGAAGGGUUCACGGGAUUCUGAACCCAUGGACUUAGAUCUGGAUCCUAAGGGUGCCCGCACAACAUCAAGUGAGGGCAGCAUAGGGUUUUCGCCCGAGGCGCUUCGUGGUGACUCUGGUGACGACAGUCCGGAUGUCAUGGAGUUCGAGGCCUCUGGGCUAGGAGGGGUGCAACCAGAUGAUAAUUUCUCAAUCAAGGUCAGGCGAUCUCAGCAAUAUGAAUCACUUGCACAAGGUCAACACGAAGCUAGAAGAUCAAAUUUAUACCCCAAACUCAUCCAGGAUGCAUUGAACGACCGAACCGCAAGUCAAAAAGAAAGAGAUGCCAACCAACCCAUCGUACGAGAAGAUAUUUUGUCUGCCUCGCGUAGAAGCUUACCGAGUUCGGCAUUGCCGCCUGCAUCAUUCAUGCCAUUUGACUCUACUUCAUCUGGCGAUGUUGAUUCAGACCUGGAAUCAGACGUUUCAUCUGGCCCUUCCACAUCGAGUUCCUCAAAUCGGGAUUUUGACACUGAAAUACAUCUUGUCAACUUUUCACCUAACAACCAAGGCGGUCAUGGUGAGAACAAUGAUGAAGAAGAUGGGUCAUCUGGAUCGGAAAGCGAUACAGAUAGCAGCAUUGACUUGCUUGCUACAGCACGGAGACUGGUACCUAACACGGUGUUAGCCAGUGAAAGAGAGUAUGACGCCGAUUUAGCUGAGCGACUUGCCCAUGAAAUUCCGGCCGGAAGUUCUGCCGCGACUGCUGGUGGUGGAAGCGGCUUCAACACUCCCGUGAGCAGGCAAGACCAGGGAACUGAGGAUGGCGGUAGCUCCAAACGUCCAAGCAAUGCAAGCGGCAGUGCCUCGACACGCGCAAAGAACCUGAAGCGAACCAGAACGAGUGAUGGCAUGGCGAACACACAAAGAAAGAGAUGACCAGAUUAAAAUGAUUUUACUAAGGCAUAUCUCUUAUCCACUUAUUUUCCUGUUCAU
This is a messenger RNA of Aaosphaeria arxii CBS 175.79, 3174 nucleotides long. RefSeq lists its product as uncharacterized. Gene Ontology annotation, cellular component: cytoplasm; nucleus. The transcript is spliced from 2 exons. The record is from RefSeq and is a predicted model, not a curated record. Gene Ontology annotation, biological process: circadian rhythm; regulation of DNA-templated transcription. Bases 121 to 3117 code for a protein of 998 amino acids. Lineage: Eukaryota; Fungi; Ascomycota; Dothideomycetes; Pleosporales.